CAAGCGAUUCUGUGCUUGUGGUUUGUAGUGAACAUCCCUCUUGUAACGUAAAAUUGGUCUAAGGGGUCGACAAAAUGACGAAACUUUCCGAAUUAAAUCUCACGGACAGAUGCAGACCAGAAAGCCUGUGGUCAGCUGCCGAUGUCUGGAUCAAGAAACCUCAUGUUGUCAACAAGAGACUGUGUGGAGCGACAGAGUCCGAGUACAGGGACAUGGACGGCGCAGGACUAAAGCAGUUUUUCUCUUCUGUUUUGGGAUGCAGUCAUGAGAUUUAUGAGAUUUUUCACUUCAUUUGCGCCAAUAAUGUGGAUGAAGGACAUGAAACUACAGGACGCUGGCGUGUUUGCAUCAGGACUGUUAUUCCCAAAGUUAGGAAAUCAGAGAAAUGUCUGUGCAAAGAAAUUAUUAUUAAAGAUAUGGUUGGACACACAGUGACAUUUGUUCCCUUUGAAGAGAACGAUGUGGGGCAGGUGUCUCUCAGGAGCAGCAACAUUUAUCAGAUCCAGCUGCAACUGAAAAGUGAAGAUUGGAUAUUGUCUCUUCAUGCUCUAAAGCCUGAGGAUUGGUACAGUGAUGGGGUGGCUUACCCCAAACUUUCCUGGCUUUGUACAGAACUCCUGCCUAAGCUGUCACGCUGGGCUUUGGAGAGUAGGACCAGCGAAUUUAAAAGCACCCUGUCCCUUAUACCUGUGGAGAAAUACAGUGUGAUCUACCAGCAACUGAAAGAAAAGUACAAAGAAUUAGUGAAGGUCUGGCCUGAAGUUACUGAUCCUGAGAAAUUUGUGUAUGAAGAUGUUGCCAUCGCUACAUAUUUGUUGGUCUUGUGGGGUGAAGAGCGUGCUGAAAAGGGAACGACAACAAAACAGUCCUUUGUGGAUCUCGGCUGUGGAAACGGCCUGCUGGUUCACAUAUUAAACAACGAAGGGCAUCCUGGAAAAGGCAUUGACAUCCGCAGGAGGAAGAUCUGGGACAUGUAUGGGCCUAAUACACAUCUAGAGGAAAAUGCCAUUACGCCCAGCGACGGCUUCCUCUUCCCCACCACAGACUGGCUGAUUGGAAACCAUUCGGAUGAGCUUACACCAUGGAUCCCUGUUAUAGCAGCCAGAUCAUCUUACUCAUGCCGUUACUUUGUGCUUCCUUGCUGCUUCUUCGACUUCUACGGAAAGUAUCAGCGCAGACAGUGUAAGAAGUCUCAGUAUAAGGAGUAUAUUGACUUUAUUACUGAUGUCAGCACAGAGUGUGGCUUUAAUACAGAGGAGGAUUGCCUGAGGAUCCCUUCCACCAAACGGGUCUGCAUUAUUGGCAAAAGUAGGAGACAUGCAGAGGAUGAGGAGGUUUUGAUAGAAGAACAAAGAAACUAUUAUAUCAGAGGGCGUCAGGCCUUAUUCGCAAGCUCAGGGGUUGACGGCACGUGUGCCAGUCAAGGUGGCCAAGAUGGACCUAACAACUAUGAGAAUGGGCAGGAUAUCUCAUCUUCAGGAAGUGAUUGGGGAAAAGGCUUCCAACCGAGAGAAAAGAUAGAGAUUGUAAGGAACUGCGCAGCGCUUCCGAGGGAUUUUGUGGACGCCGUUGUUCUAAAGGUGGCAAAGUACUUGCUGAGUCUGACUGAAAGAAACACAGAGAACAGCGAAUGGUGUGACAUGUGGAACACAGGAGGAUUUUUGAUAAUAAGUGAAGUAGCUGAUCUUCUGGACCAGUCCACGCUGCAGACACUAAAGAAAGAGUGUGGCGGUCUCCAGACCCUGCUGAAAAACAACCACCAGGUGUUCAGAGUGGAGGGUGGAAAGGUGUUCAUUCGCGACUGGAGGACGCAUGCAGUAGCACAGAGUGCUAAAGCGAACUCAAAGCGCAAACCCCCUCCCUCAGGUGCCCUGAAGACUCGACUCUGCUGGUUCCACACCCACCAUCCACACGGUUGCCCUUUAGCCCGUGAGGUUUGUGCCUUUGCUCACGGAGACACUGAGUUGAGACCCUCCACAAAACCUCCGAAGAUGGUUCGGACCUGAAUGAGAGCCUUUUAUUUUAAGGUGGAUGUGCUAAUAAGACUAUUAUUAAUAAAGCACUCUAUAUAAAAUAUUUGAGUUACAUAUUAAAUAGCCGUUUCUCUUUAACCUCAGAUCUUCGAAAAAGUGGUUAUUCUUUAUUUAGGAAAUGUAAUUAAAUUCCGUUUUUAUCAAAAGAAUAUCUCUGUUUCAUUUCCAUCACAUCUGUGAUUGACUUAUUGUCAAAUAAAUCUAAAACUACGUAAUGAGAUGCAUCGACUUUUGGCAGGAGAUCCCCCCACUGGUGCAUGAAAAGGCUUCUGUUGAGAGAGGGCAUGUGUAGUGUAAAUGUUAGGGUCAUGAAUAAUUUGGAGGGCCAUGUGGGGGGUUGGAACGUGUGUGGGUCACUGCCCCUCUGCUAAAAUGUCAUCGGACAGGAUGUUACUCUCAGACCCGUAGGGGUCAAUCAAGGUCAUGUGCGAUUCAAACUGGGCAAACGUUUAAAAAUGAACCCAGGAGAUUAAGCCCAUUCAUGAGUAAUAUAAAUCACGACAAUGUUUUGGAGUAUUAAAAUAAUAAUGUGAUU
Molecule: messenger RNA, 2568 nt
Organism: Triplophysa dalaica
Lineage: Eukaryota; Metazoa; Chordata; Actinopteri; Cypriniformes; Nemacheilidae
Gene: trmt44
Product: tRNA methyltransferase 44 homolog
Exons: 11
Coding region: 75-2006 (643 amino acids)
Biological process (GO): tRNA methylation
Molecular function (GO): metal ion binding; tRNA (uridine) methyltransferase activity
Source: RefSeq, a predicted model, not a curated record